AUGGCAACAUCUACAACUACAUCUGCCAUCAUCCUUUUCUUCUGUCUCAUUAUGAUCUCUCAGCAGACAUAUGCAACAUCAAAUCAUAUCUCUGUUGAGCGGACAGAAGACGAGGUUAACAAGUUGUUCGAGUUGUGGUUGGUUACCCAUAAAAAAACGUACAAUAAUAAUAAUAACAAUAAUAAUGCAUUGGGUGAAAAGGAGAAGAGGUUUCAAAUCUUUAAAGAUAAUUUAAAGUUUAUUGAUGAACAUAAUUCCAAUGGUAACAGGACUUAUACGGUUGGGUUAAACCAGUUUGCUGAUAUCACCAAUGAGGAAUUUCGUUCCAUGUUUUUAGGAAACAAAGCUGACGUUAAUCGCCGCAUUGCUAAGCAGCAACGCGGCGAUUUUAGUCAGCGGUAUGCGUCUAGGGAGAACGAUAUGUUGCCUUUGAAUGUUGACUGGAGACAAAGAGGUGCUGUUACCCCUGUCAAAAAUCAAGGAAGCUGUGGAAGUUGUUGGGCUUUUUCGACCGUGGCCGCGGUGGAAGGAAUCAACAAAAUUGUAACGGGCGAAUUGAUCAGUCUUUCGGAACAAGAACUAGUUGAUUGUGACAACAAAUACAACAACGGUUGCAAUGGUGGGGAGAUGGAUUACGCCUUCCAAUACAUCAUGUCUACUGGUGGGAUCGAUACAGAAUCCGACUACCCUUACAAGGGUGUCGGAGACGUCUGCGAUCCCAUUCGAUCAACUAAUGCAAAAGUUGUUAGCAUAGAUGGAUAUGAAGAUGUGCCACAAAUGAAUGAGAAAGCACUAAUGAAGGCAGUAGCACACCAGCCAGUCAGUGUUGGAAUUGAAGCUUCUGGAAAGGCUUUUCAGUUAUAUGAAUCCGGUGUAUACACUGCUCCAUGUGGAACUGAAUUAGACCAUGGUGUGGUUGUGGUGGGAUACGGUUCAGAAAACGGCAAGGACUAUUGGAUCGUUAGGAAUUCAUGGGGACCCCAAUGGGGCGAGGAAGGGUAUGUUAGGAUGGAGCGUAAUUUGGUUGAUUCACAAGCCGGCAAGUGUGGAAUCACAAUGAUGGCUUCUUACCCAGUCAAGUAUGCCAACAAGGAACCGCGUAUCUCAAACAAUGUUAAUAUUGACCCGAUAAGCAGUGUCUAAUUCGUUACAUUAUUGAUCCAACCGGAAUACCACAAACGGAGCAAAUGAGCUAUGCAGAGGGUGAUCUUAUAUUCUCUCUUGGUGGCCUAUAUUUACCCUUUAUUGUAUUUUGAUGGUUUGAUUGU
Messenger RNA from Erigeron canadensis, 1268 nucleotides. RefSeq names its product zingipain-2-like. Gene Ontology annotation, cellular component: lysosome. Bases 1 to 1143 code for a protein of 380 amino acids. Gene Ontology annotation, molecular function: cysteine-type endopeptidase activity. The record is from RefSeq and is a predicted model, not a curated record. The transcript has 4 exons. NCBI's taxonomy places the organism in Eukaryota, Viridiplantae, Streptophyta, Magnoliopsida, Asterales, Asteraceae.